AUGAACAGCAGCGCGCUCUACCCGCCCAACAUGCAGCGCUUGAGCGGCACGGUCAUCGGCUCUGUCGUUCUCCGAGCCAAGCCAGCGUCCUACCUUACUGAAGCCCCUGCCCCGAAACCUCCUCUUACGUCGGAUACCUACGACAAGGUGCGGAGCAACUCGACAGUACUGACGGCUCCUGCAGUCCAGGCCGCCCGUGUGCAAGGAGAGCGUACACUUCUGCCGACACUACGCUUCAGACGUUCACAGUGGUGGCUGCUCCUAGUAGUCGGGUGCGCAGGGCACAUCAUGAAUCAGACACAAGCUUAG
Molecule: messenger RNA, 309 nt
Organism: Phytophthora sojae
Lineage: Eukaryota; Oomycota; Peronosporomycetes; Peronosporales; Peronosporaceae
Exons: 1
Coding region: 1-309 (102 amino acids)
Source: RefSeq, a predicted model, not a curated record